This is a messenger RNA of Desarmillaria tabescens, 1724 nucleotides long. RefSeq names its product delta 9-fatty acid desaturase protein. The coding region runs from base 16 to 1464 and encodes 482 amino acids. Gene Ontology annotation, cellular component: endoplasmic reticulum membrane. The record is from RefSeq and is a predicted model, not a curated record. Gene Ontology annotation, molecular function: stearoyl-CoA 9-desaturase activity; heme binding; iron ion binding. Lineage: Eukaryota; Fungi; Basidiomycota; Agaricomycetes; Agaricales; Physalacriaceae. The transcript has 6 exons. Gene Ontology annotation, biological process: unsaturated fatty acid biosynthetic process.
CGUUCCCCCAAAAUCAUGGCUGCAAAGGCUUCCCUUUCCAGGAUAGCAGCCAGUGGCCCCAACGAUGAUCCAUACUUCGUUCCAGAGAAUUAUGUACAACAUACUCUGCUCACGACCAAACCCCUGCCCCCCAUAACAAGCUUUUCUGAUCUUCUCCGCGAAGUGCAAUGGAUAUCUUUUUUCGCGCUCACUCUCAUUCCGGUUGCCUCUGUCUACGGCGCACUGACGACAACUCUUUGUCUUCCGACGUUUCUCCUCGCUUUCGCCUACUAUUUUUACACGGGUUUGAGUAUCACCGCCGGAUAUCAUAGACUCUGGGCACAUCGCUCCUACAACGCAGCAGUCCCCUUGCAAAUUUUCCUCGCUCUCGGAGGCUGCGGUGCUGUACAGGGCUCGGUCAAAUGGUGGAGUCGGGGUCAUCGGGCACAUCAUCGCUUUACCGAUACCGACCUGGAUCCCUACAAUGCUCUGCGCGGGUUCUUCUACAGCCACGUUGGCUGGAUGUUGGUGAAACCACGGAGGAAGAUUGGGAAAGCUGAUGUCAGUGAUCUUGGGAAGAGCCCAGUGCUGAGAUGGCAACACCAGAAUUAUGUUUGGCUACUAUUCGUGAUGGCUUUUGGCGUACCAACGGCGGUGGCUCAUUUUGGAUGGGGAGACGCGAGGGGUGGAUUGGUAUAUGCUGGGAUAAUCAGGUUGUUGGUCGUCCAUCACUCUACCUUCUGCGUGAACUCUCUCGCUCACUGGAUCGGUGAAACGCCAUUUGAUGACAAGCGGACGCCGAAAAAUCACGUCCUUACAGCCAUUGUGACUGUUGGUGAGGGAUAUCACAAUUUCCAUCAUCAGUUCCCAACGGAUUAUCGCAAUGCAAUCAAGUGGUACCAAUAUGAUCCUACCAAGUGGUUCAUCUGGCUCAUGGGACAAAUUGGACUUGCUUGGCAACUCAAGACCUUCCCAUCAAACGAGAUUCGUAAAGGCGAGCUCUUAAUGGAGAUGAAACGCCUUCGGGAGAAGCAAGAAAACAUUGAGUGGUGCAGGAAUGUGAACCGGUUACCCGUCGUCUCAUAUGAAAUGUUUCAAAAACAAGCAACGAGACGGCCUCUCGUCCUCGUGUCGGGCUUCAUUCACGACAUGUCUGGUUUCUUAGACGACCACCCAGGUGGGAAAUCUUUGCUAGCAAGAUUCAUUGGUAAAGAUGCAACUACCGCCUUUUUUGGCGGCGUGUAUGACCAUUCGCAUGCAGCCCAUAAUCUUCUGUCUAUGAAGCGUGUAGGCAUCCUCGAGGGCGGACACCCACAUAUACUAGACAUCGCCAAGACUGUACCCCCGGGCGAGCUGAUGAGGGUGGUUAAAUAUGGUGAAGCAUACCCUUCGUCUGGAGCUUGGGGAGAGGGAGAAGAGACUGCGUGGAGUGACGAAGGGUCAGAGGAAGCCACCCUGAAAUCAAAGAUGAAAAGGCUUUAUUAAAGAUACUGCCCUUGGGAGAACUUGACAUAUGGAGGUUGAAACAUCGUGACCGCGUUGCUCACGUGCCUUUCUGGUACUACUACUUCUUCGCUUCGUUCCACCAUGUCCAAAGUCCAAGACAAUAAACUAGCCGCUAGCCAGCUUUCUCGUUUACCAAAGAUAAACAAGACACUCUUUAUCUCUUCAUACAUCAGAGAUCAGAAAUCGCAUCUCAAAGCGUACGCCAGCCAAGAUCACGCUGCUUCCUCUCAUUCUUCGCA